This is a messenger RNA of Magnolia sinica, 438 nucleotides long. RefSeq names its product small nuclear ribonucleoprotein SmD1a-like. NCBI's taxonomy places the organism in Eukaryota, Viridiplantae, Streptophyta, Magnoliopsida, Magnoliales, Magnoliaceae. The record is from RefSeq and is a predicted model, not a curated record. The annotation marks the transcript as partial. Gene Ontology annotation, biological process: RNA processing; spliceosomal snRNP assembly. Gene Ontology annotation, cellular component: pICln-Sm protein complex; U2 snRNP; SMN-Sm protein complex. Gene Ontology annotation, molecular function: RNA binding. The transcript has 3 exons.
AUGAGGGAAUCUUCCCUCCAAUACAACAACUUCAGCCACCAAGGUUGGCAAGCCCUAGUUUCAGUGUCUUCUAUACCUCUAUCUCUCGCUAAGAUUAAGUUCGUCAGGUUUUUGAUGAAAUUGAAUAAUGAGACGGUAUCGAUCGAGUUAAAAAAUGGCACCGUUGUUCAUGGCACCAUCACUAGAGUAGAUAUUAGCAUGAACACGCAUCUUAAGAUUGUGAAGCUGACCUUGAAAGGUAAAAAUCCGGUGACCCUCGAUCACCUAAGUGUGAGGGACAACCACAUCCGAUACUACAUCCUCCCCAAUAGUUUGAACCUCGAGACUUUGUUAGUUGAGGAGACACCUAGGGUCAAGCCCAAGAAGUCAACUGCAUGGAGGCCUUUGGGACGAGGUCGAGGUUGUGGGUGCGGGCGUGGCCAUGGCCGAGGGCGCUAC